UGGAUAGAGCUUCCCAUUGAGUACUCAAAGCUUCCAAUAGAAGCAGCGUUGGUGCUUACUGUUUGUUGUUAUGAUGUACGAACCGGCCAAAAACAAUUAUUAUGUUCAGGACGAAUGCCUAUGUUCAGUGAUACCUGUACUUUGAACGCAGGACGUUAUACAGUAGAGCUGCAGCUACCAGAAUCGCCGUCUUAUUCAUUAUUGCAGGUACCUGAGAAGAAGAAGAGCACACUCUCAGAAAACAUUCUAGAGAAAAUACAAUUUGACAACUCCCGACCUACCUGGUUGAAUAAACUUACAAUCACCAAACUAGAUUUCAUUGAAUCAAAAACCACUUUUCUACCAGAAUACCAAAAUCCUAAAAUUAGAUUGAUUAUUGUUUUUCCAAGCUUUGACAUUCCUAUAGUUUUUUCUGAUAUCAAAUAUGUACCCAUAUCUCUUCCAUCUUAUGAUCCUUCAAGUUAUGCUUUGAAUUAUGACCCGAUGUUCAAUGAGAUAACGUAUACCAACAAAGUGAACAAAAUCACUGAAAACAAUAUGUCUUUAAUAUAUUCAACCGAAUCUUUACCUUUUGACCCUGAUCAGAUACGUGGGGAGCAAAUGGAAGAUCCAGUAGAGCAAAAGUUUAGAAGAUUAGAAAGAAUGCAACAUCUUUCUCCUUUGGACAAGGAAUUGAAACCUACUUUAAGGAUGCGUGAAUCUUUGUCACUGGUAAUGAAAAAACAAUUUUUUGAAAAGAUGACGGCCAAGGAAAGAAAUAUGGUUUGGAGAUAUCGGUGGUUUAUGCUAAAUACGUUGAUCGUAGGAAACACUCCAGGUUGGAGCAAUGCGUUGAUAAAUUUUAUCAAAUGUGUGGAUUGGAACAAUAGUGCCGAAAUAAAUGAAUUUGAAACUAUCCUUAGGAAUCUAAAGGAAAACUUAAACUUGAAGUCCAGGGAGUUGCUUGGCUGGAAAAAGGAAUCUGCUUUUGAUAUCUUCGUUAGAAAAUUGCAGAUAAUUGAUUGCUUGGAAUUACUAAGUUGCAAUUACAGAAACUUCAUUGUUCGGAAUAUGGCAGUUGAAAGAUUAGAGCGUGCUACUGAUUCGGAGAUUUCUGUUUUCAUGGUCCAGCUUGUUCAAAGUAUUAAAAAUGAGACAUUUCUCAAUGAAGAUGCACAAUCUGAGCGCUCCACAUCAAGUGACUAUCAGAUAGUAGAUACUGUUAAUGAAAGCAGUGGUUCUGAUACUCACAUAACUGAUUUCAUUGAUAGUAUACUUUUCAAAAAUAAAAAACUCAAAAGUAUCAAUAUCCCGGACAUUCCAUCAAGGUUUAUCAACUUUAUGAUUGAUCGUGUGAUUAGGGAUGCAUCAUUAACAAACUAUUUCUAUUGGUGUUUGAAAGUGGAGGUCGAAGAAGAACAGCUUAGAAAUAACAAUUCCACGAUUUAUGACAUGAUCGCUAAUAAUAAUAAUAGCAGAAUACUUUCUGUUCCUGCCACAAUGAAUGAACCCAACAAAAUGUUCCACAAAAUAAUUCAUGAAUUGACAAUGAAAAAAUUUAUUGUAAGUUUGGCUCAAAGCCAACAUGGAAAAGCUAAAUUAUAUGAGCUGCGGAGACAGAUAGAGCUCGUCAACAAACUACACAAUUUCUGCUAUAAGAUAAAGGUCGAUCACCGUAAAGAGACAACCCCUAUGAAAGUUGAAGCAUUGAAGACCAUGCUUGCAGAGAAGCACAAAAGGACUAUUUUUGGAUCUAAUGAAUCGAUGUUAGACUUUCCAAAGUUGACCAUGCCGUUGGAUCCCUCGGUGAUCGUCAACGGAACUCUACCGGAAGAAUCAGCGGUAUUCAAGUCGAGCUUAAAUCCACUUAAAAUAACUUUCAAAACAACACAAAGCAGUAAAUACCCAAUAAUGUACAAGAUCGGUGAUGAUUUAAGGCAAGAUCAAUUUGUCAUUCAGAUUAUCACAUUGAUGGAAAAAAUUUUAGAGAGUGAAAAUAUGGAUCUGAAAUUGAAGCCCUACAAGAUUUUAGCUACAGGUGAGGUAGAAGGAUUUAUCCAGUUUAUCCCAAAUAACUCACUCUCUCAUAUACUCUCCAAGUACAACAACUCUAUUUUGCUUUAUUUACAAACGUUUAACCCAGAUCCUACAGCCCAUCUUGGCGUGAAUCCACAAGUGAUGGACAACUAUGUUCGCUCUUGCGCAGGCUAUUGUGUUGUGACGUAUAUAUUGGGUGUUGGAGAUAGGCAUUUAGAGAAUCUACUACUUUCGAAAGACGGUUACUUUUUUCAUGCCGAUUUUGGCUAUAUUUUAGGUCAAGAUCCAAAACCAUUUCCUCCUCUGAUGAAGCUACCUAUUCAGAUAAUUGAAGGUAUGGGUGGAGCUGACGACAUCAACUACAAAACUUUCUGCCAGUACUGCUUUAUCACUUAUAUCACUUUGCGGAAAAAUUCAUCGUUGAUUUUAAACCUUGUCCAACUCAUGAUCAACACUUCAAUCCCUGCUUUAAGGACAGGGAUUGAAAACAGUGAGGCUGAAAAAAUGGAGCUCUUGUGGAAGGUUGAGGAAAAGUUCAUGCUAGACCUGAAUGACGAGGAGGCUGUUCUUCACUUUCAAAACCUCAUAGAUAGUAGUGUCAACGCAGUUCUUCCUGUUGUAAUCGACAGACUUCACAACCUUGCUCAAUACUGGCGGUCU
Messenger RNA from Pichia membranifaciens NRRL Y-2026, 2676 nucleotides. RefSeq lists its product as hypothetical. The record is from RefSeq and is a predicted model, not a curated record. The transcript has 4 exons. Gene Ontology annotation, cellular component: phagophore assembly site; peroxisome; membrane. Gene Ontology annotation, biological process: endocytosis; autophagy of peroxisome; phosphatidylinositol-mediated signaling. Lineage: Eukaryota; Fungi; Ascomycota; Pichiomycetes; Pichiales; Pichiaceae. Gene Ontology annotation, molecular function: 1-phosphatidylinositol-3-kinase activity. The annotation marks the transcript as partial.